UAUUUAUAAAUAUUUCCUAAAAAAAAAAAUCCAAAUUAUUUUUUAAUACAAAAUCAUAGAAAAUUAAAUAACAACAACACAAAGCCAGUUGUGCCACUUCGCUUGCGGCUCAAAAUGUCUGCCACCGUUAAAGUGAGUACACCAAGUCUCAGCAUAUCACCGUUAACUGCCGUCAAGGUGUCAUUUCCCAGUGAAACGCCAACUAACAAAGACAACAACAGUAGAAGCAACAAACUUAAAAGUGUCAGUCAUACCACAAUGUUGCCACAAAUUAAAUUGCCACCAGCUUCACCGCUAUAUUCACCACUUUAUCCAGCCAUGGAUGCCGUAGCAUCUACACCUAAUCAUUAUGCUAAUAGCAGCAACAACAACAUCAGCAGUGGCAAUAACUGUGCGCUACUGAUGUCACCGCCGCUCAGCGCCAAGACUGAGCAGGAUAACUACCAAGAAUCACAACAGCAACAACAACAACAUCUCAGCCUACCGCAACAACAGCAUGGCGUUGACUUUCUUGCACCGAACUGUAAUUUGAAAGCGGCUUACGGCAGCAACAGUCACAGCUACACAGACUUCACCAGCGCCGAGUUGAGCUUUCCGGAUUUUUCGCUCAGUUACAUGGUUGAGACGCCCACAUCGGUUUAUGGUAGUUGCAACAGCAAUAACAACACUGUCGAUUGCACAACUGGCAAUCAUUGUGGCAACGACGCUUCGACUAAUGUGAGCUUUUGCUGUGCUGACAGCGAUGAGGUCAUGUUGCAACAACAGCAACAACAGAGCCGACAAAAGCCGACAGCUUGCCAGAUUGGUAGCAGCAGCAACGCCCAGGAUGUGUUCCGUUUCGAGCCGGAGGAUAUAGCACGUCUAAUAUCGGCAGAUUGUGAGACAAGCUGCAGCUUUGUGAACUCACCUACAAAUGCGGGUGCAGCAAUGCCGCAAGGUGGCGGCUUGUCGAUGACAAAUACCUUACAAGCGUCUUUUUCGCCACGCACACCCUACAGCCCCUACGCUACAGCGACGAGCUACGCACCGUGUAGUGUGCCCCCCUCGCCGGGCAUGCUGGGUGGCAUGCAGCUGGUGGAUGGCAAUUAUCAGGCACUACAGCAAAAACAACAUCAGCAGCAAAUAUCAGCAGCGGUGUUUGGCGGAGUUGAGAGCAAUUGCAGUAACAGCAACAGCAGUUGUGACCUCGGUGACGGUAGUCAAAUGUUGGUCGCCGGCACUGUGACCACUGACUGUUUGAACUUGGACAUCGAGUACUACAACUAUGAUGAAAUCAAUUGUCAAUCGAAAAAUCAGUCGCCAUGCUCUUCGCCGCCGCUCGAUCCCUGGAUGACAUUAAAUCUAGCGGAUACAAUUGCGAACGCCGCAGCGGCAGAGACGGCGGCAGCGCAAACACAAUUGAAACACUCACCGAAACUUAGUAACACCAGCUAUGCUGCCUAUCAGUCGUACGAGACGCAGUACAUGCCGUCACUUACGUCGGAGAUUAAACAAGAGUCCUCGACCAUUAAGCUGCCCUCGAUGAUGUCCACCUUUGGCACGCCCAAAUAUGAGUCUGUCUACAACUAUGACUAUGCCUUUGGGCAUGAGGAGCUCGCCCCACAGCCGCAACAGUGUGAGUACCAGUGUCAGCAACAACAACAGCAACAGCAAGCGCAAGAGAGAUGGUUGCCAUACGAUGCAACCGCCAUGCCAGUUGCUGCGGCUGCCGUACACAAUUACGAUCAUUUGCCCGAGAACUAUCAAAACUGCAAUUUGUUGCAUGCGGAAAAACCGAAUCGUGAACACAAAAUCAUUUGGACCAUCGACGAGCUGGACGAGAUGCAUGAGGAGCUCAUCGAUGAGCUCUGCUCGGCUAGCACCAAACAAUCGAAUCACAUGAGCGGCGAUGAGGAUGUUGAUGUGGACAUUGCCGGCUAUUUCGAGGAGGAGAACUCACUCGAUUUCGCCCUACAGGUGGCGGCAAGCAACGAGCGUGCUUUCGAUGAUGCAAAUGAGGAUGAUAACGAUUCUGUGUUUCACAUUAGUGACAGUGCCGUCGUCAAUUCGAACACCAACACAAAUAACAGCAACAAUAAAAACCAAUUAGAACAACACGCCACACAGCCGACGCGCCGUCGACGUCGCUACACUUCACCAGCCGUGAACGGCAGUGGAGCGGCCGCAAAGAAAUCCACUUGUCACGGCAGCGCCAUCGAUAUUGACGCGAGUUAUGGUGCACAUACCCGUGGCAUUGUGGCGCGGCAAGAAAAACAAGUGGCGGACUUAGAGCACAUGGAUGCCUAUGCCGAUGAGGCGCAAAUUUGCCGUUGGACCGAUUGUAAUGAGGAAUUUCCCAACCAGGCUGAAUUUGUGGCACACAUCGAGAAACGACAUGUGGAUGCGAAAAAGCGUGAAGAUUUCUCCUGCUUUUGGUUGGACUGUCCGCGCCGUUAUAAGCCCUUCAAUGCACGCUACAAGCUCUUGAUACACAUGCGUGUGCAUAGCGGUGAGAAGCCGAACAAGUGUCCGUUCCCUACUUGCAACAAGGCUUUCUCACGUUUAGAGAAUUUGAAGAUCCAUCAGCGCUCGCAUACCGGCGAGCGUCCGUACGGCUGUCAGUAUAGCGGUUGCCUGAAAGCUUUCAGCAAUAGUUCGGAUCGUGCCAAGCACCAGCGGACCCACUAUGAUACGAAACCCUACGCCUGUCAAUUGGCCGGCUGCACGAAACGCUACACCGAUCCAUCGAGCCUGCGUAAGCAUGUGAAAAAUCACGCGCUCCGCAAUGCCAACGGUCAUUUGGCACGGCGAAAGUCGGCGAGCGCGGCCAGUGCCGGAGGCGGCAGCAAAAAAGUCAACAACAACAACAACAAUGGCCAAAUGACAACAGCGAAAAUGCGCCGACAUUCCGAAUCAUCGCUGGCGCAUGCAACAGCGCAAAUAACCGGAGGCGAGACAUUAGAGGCGCAAACAGCAACAACAAUAGCAACUUUAGCAAACGCCACAACAACAACAACAUCGACAAAAGCAUUAGCGCAAACGACACUAAUUGGCAGCAAAUUAAUGAAUAAUACACAGAGUCAGAUGCAAAGUCAGAGUCAGCAGUCGGUGCAACAAACAAGACAGCAGCGCAGCAAUAGUUGCAGUGAGAUGUCAACAAAUUACAACAACAGCAAGAACAAUUGUAACAAUAAGCUGUCUCAUUAUGAUAAUCACGAUGAGUUGAUGACAACAGCAACAACAACUGCGGUGGAGCACACACCAUUAUUGGCAACACCAACAGCUACAAUGCCAACAACAACAACAACAGCAGCGGCAUUAGCGCCCAUGUACAAAGCAGCAACAGCCGUGUCAUAUACGAUGCGGCAACAUGCCAAUAAUGCGUCGUCGGGCGUCAACAGCGACAUGGCCACAAUAUUUGUUGCCACGACUAAUACCGGCGGUGGCAAAAACAACAACAGUAAUGGCAAUGGCAAUGAACAACAGCAACACGACUACGCCACAAAUGGCAGCAAAGGCAAUUCGAUGAACUUUAAUGAGUUGUCAAAUUGCAUUGUAACCAUCGAACACAAUCAAAAUGAGAAUUCAAUUGAUUGCAGUGACGACAACAACAGCAACAGCCACAGCAUUAGCCACUGCGACAACAAUGAAGCCAUUAGCAAGCCCCCCGGUGCAGCGCGUGUGGCAUAUGGCAUGCGACAGCCGGGCGCGAACACACAGGAAAUGGAUACGUUGAGUGUGUGCAGCAAUAGCAGUAGUCGUAGCGGCGGCUGCAGCGACAACAACAAUAGCAACUGCAGUUGUAGCAGCAAUAAUGAGCACAUCAAUCAAUUAAAUGAACUUGGUCAAUUUUUGGUAUUAAGCCCGAAGGCCACGCACAACACCAGCGCCGAUGUCGGCAAACAGUCAAUAGCGUGUGCAACAGCUGCAACAACAGCGCAUGCCGUUGCAUGGCACACACCAACUAAUUGCAACAAAUAUAUGGAUCAUACAAAUACCGCUAAUAUAACGGCUAUUAGCAACAUUAGCGCGGAUAUGGCGCAAUCCACAGCUGUGGAGGCACGCACAACGGCCUCUGCGGCGGCGGUGGCGUCGAUAGCGGCAACGGCAGCUUGUAAGCAUAUUAACAGCAAAGCCCCACCGCCGCCACUGCAAGAGUUCGUCUCGUUCGAGUAUGUGAAGCGCAUGUUGGCCGAAACAUUCGAGCCGGAGCCCACCGCUUUCCCCAGCGCCAGUCCCGGCGGUAAUGCUGCGUACAUGGCAGCCAAUCAGCCGUCACUGAAGGCCGCAAAUAAUACGGCCGGCGAAGAGGCUGCGCGCGCGGCACAAGCCAUUAGCGCAAAUAAACAAUGCAACGCGGCGAUGGCGCAAACGGCUAAUGGACAAAAUGCCGACGCGGCUAAAAGCACUUGUGACGGCGCGCAGACAAACCGUGGCAAUGGUAAUAGCAACAACAACGAAAACGGCAGCGCAGUCAAUGCCGGAUCGGAUUAUGCAAAUAAUUUCGAAAUGGAUUAUUUGCAGAGUUUCAUGUAGUGCGAACGCGCGCGCUUUUGCCUGCGUACCCACACAUGCCAACACACACGCGCUUCGUUGUGUCUGUGUGUGCGUCCUAGCUAUGUGCAACGGUGGCACAUUUGGCGGCAGCAGAUUGUAUUAGCGUCAGUAGCCAUGCAGGCGCUGCCCGCGUAAGCCUAUUUCCAACCAAUUUUAAUUAAUUAUCUUCGCUCAUAACGGUAUUUUCUUCAUUGAAGCAGCAUGCG
Molecule: messenger RNA, 4742 nt
Organism: Bactrocera dorsalis (oriental fruit fly)
Lineage: Eukaryota; Metazoa; Arthropoda; Insecta; Diptera; Tephritidae
Exons: 3
Coding region: 115-4515 (1466 amino acids)
Biological process (GO): regulation of transcription by RNA polymerase II
Cellular component (GO): nucleus
Molecular function (GO): RNA polymerase II cis-regulatory region sequence-specific DNA binding; DNA-binding transcription factor activity, RNA polymerase II-specific
Source: RefSeq, a predicted model, not a curated record